AUGUCCUCCUGGGCUCGGAGCCCCAUUGUUGGGUUUUGCGGGAUGCUGUGCGUCUGGGCUGCCUGGCUCUCAGGCUGCGGGGCGGUGUUGUCUCCAAACGGGACCAUAUUUGAGGACCACUGCAAGAAAACCUCGACCUGUGAGGCUCUGAAAUACAACACAUGUCUGGGGUCGCCUCUGCCGUACACACACACUUCUCUGGUCCUGGCCGAGGACUCCAGCACCCAAGAAGAGGCUUUUGAGAAGCUGGCCAUGUGGUCCGGUCUGCGUAACGCUCCUCGCUGCUGGGCGGUCAUCCAGCCGCUGCUCUGUGCCGUCUACAUGCCCAAAUGUGAGAACGGUCGAGUGGAGCUGCCCAGUAAGAGCCUGUGUCUGGCCACACGCCGGCCCUGCAGCAUCGUGGACCAGGAGAGGGGCUGGCCCAGCUUCCUCACCUGUGACAAGUUCCCAGUGGGCUGCUUGAACGAGGUGCAGAAGCUGAAGUUCAACAUGUCGAGCCGCUGUGAAGCCCCCCUGGUGAAGACGGACAUCCAGUCCAGCUGGUACAAGGACGUGGAGGGCUGCGGGAUCCAGUGUGACAACCCCCUGUUCACCGAGGAGGAGCACAACGACAUGCACGCUUACAUCGCAUACUUCGGCACCAUCACCCUCCUCUGCACCUUCUUCACCCUGCUCACGUUUCUUGCCGACUGGAAGAACUCCAACCGUUACCCGGCCGUCAUUCUGUUCUACAUCAACGCCUGCUUCUUUGUGGGCAGUAUCGGCUGGCUGGCCCAGUUCCUGGAUGGAGCGCGGGAAGAGAUCGUGUGCAAGAGCGACAACACCAUGCGCCUCGGGGAGCCCUCGUCUUCAGAGACGCUGUCCUGUGUCACCAUCUUCAUCAUUGUGUACUACUCCCUGAUGUCGGGUGUGAUUUGGUUCGUCAUGCUGACCUAUGCCUGGCACACGUCCUUCAAAGCCCUGGGCACCACCCAGCAGCCGCUGUCCGGCAGAACCUCCUACUUCCACAUGGUCACCUGGUCGGUCCCCUUCAUCCUCACUGUGGCCAUCCUGGCUAUCGCUGAGGUGGAUGGAGACUCGGUGAGUGGGAUCUGUUUUGUAGGCUACAAAAACUACAAAUACCGCGCUGGGUUUGUGCUGGCCCCCAUUGGAGUUGUGCUUGUUGUCGGCGGUUACUUCCUCAUUCGGGGUGUCAUGACUUUGUUUUCCAUUAAGAGUAACCACCCAGGACUGCUGAGUGAGAAAGCUGCCAGCAAAAUCAAUGAGACCAUGCUGAGGCUGGGUAUAUUUGGAUUCCUGGCUUUUGGCUUUGUUUUCAUCACCUUCGGCUGCCACUUCUACGAUUUCUUUAACCAGGCUGAAUGGGAGAGGAGCUUUAGAGAAUAUGUGCUGUGUGAAGCCAACGUGACAAUCGCCUCUCAGACCAACAAGCCCAUCCCAGAAUGCACCAUUAAGAACCGGCCCAGCCUGAUGGUGGAGAAAAUCAACCUGUUCGCCAUGUUUGGGACGGGAAUCGCUAUGAGUACCUGGGUCUGGACCAAGGCCACCAUCCUCAUCUGGAAACGGACCUGGUUCAAGAUCCUCGGCCGCAGUGACGAUGAACCCAAGAGGAUCAAGAAGAGCAAGAUGAUCGCCAAGGCCUUUGCUCUGAGGAAGGAGCUCCACAAGGACCCCGAGAAGGAGCUGUCCUUCAGCAUGCACACCGUGUCCCAUGAAGGACCCGUGGCUGGAAUCAAUUUUGAGCUAAAUGAGCCGUCGAACGACAUGUCAUCAGCUUGGGCGCAGCAUGUGACCAAGAUGGUGGCCAGGCGAGGGGCCAUCCUGCCUCAGGACAUCUCUGUCACUCCCACUGGCACCCCGGUGCCGCCUCCGGACGAGAGGAACCGGCUGUGGAUGGUGGAGGCUGAGAUUUCACCUGAGAUGAUAAAAAGGAAAAAGAAGAAGAAGAAGAGGAGGAAGGAGGUGCGCCCGGCGGAGGAGGCGGUGGACCCCCAGGCCUAUCAGCAGCGUGAGUUUGGGCGCAGCUCCGUGCCUCGCCUGCCCAAACUGCCCUGCCACCCCAGCCUGGUGGCCAACCUGCGGGAGCACCAGAGGAUGGAGGAGGAGGUCCUGCCAGGGUCCUACCCAGACCCCCUGUCCUAUGACGAGAGGUCCCCCUACCAGCCCUACCGGAGCGGUCGGAACAACUAUGGCCGCAGCCUGCUCUCCAACCCUCUGACCUUCGACGACCGCCCGGAGGAUCUGGGUCUCGGCCCGCGCUGCCCCCCCUCAGUCUCCACCUGGCAGCCUAGUGGACCCUCCCGUUACCCCGGAGACAUGGAUCUCACAGACGGGCUGUCGGAGAGGUUGGCCCACGUGGCUCGGGUACCGGGGGGCCGAAGGGUCAGCUACGGACCCAUUCACUCCAGAACCAAUUUAAUGGAGGCGGAGCUUAUGGAUGCUGACUCUGACUUCUGAGAGCUUUGUGGUACACAGACAAGUAAUCUUCACAAAGUGCUGGAUACUUUAAACUCCUUACUAAAGUGCACCUAAUCCCCAGAGGUGGAACUAAGCCGUCAGUUAUUUCUUACUUCAUCUUUCUUUUUAGAAGACAAAGGGAAAAGUGAAAAAAUAUGUUGUGAAUAAGUUAAUGAAAAGAUUAUUUUUUAUACUUUAUGUUUGUCCAAUGAAAUUUCAAAAGCAACUCCGUGAUGACAAGGCGAGUGAGGCAGCUAAACUUUAUGUGGCUUGAAACAUUUCUUUAUUCUGAAACUGGUACCAGACAGCGCUGUCUGUGACCACAUGAACCCGGGCAGGGGGCAACUCGCUGUUGGAUUUACCAGUGAGGACAUUUGGAGAUAAAGGCAUUGGAUAAAACUUUUGAAAGUCUACCCUUUGAUGGUGUUAUAAUCAUUUCUACUGCCCAAGGGAGGGCAGUAAAACCGCACUCAUACAGAAGACCAUACAGGUAAUAAAUGCUACAGGCUACUUGCAAAUACUGUUAACCAAGGUCUUCUUUUGUGUUAUAUUUGUAUUAUCUUAAAUCUUUUCUCUUUCCACCACUAUUUAGCCAUUAAAUGCUUGUGUUCAUGUGCAGUUAACUUGAGGUACUAACAGAUAUCUCCCUUUCCCUACUAAUAUCACUAAAAUGACAUACUCACACAGAAGCCAUGAGUACUGAAAUAAAUGAUUAAAUGUGUAUAAGAUGUUACAUUUAGGGCGCACAGAUUCACAUUGUGAAGAUAAACUUCCUCCAUUGAACUAACAUCUGCAAAGUUACAUGAUUUAGUUUUAAUAAUAAUUUAAAACCAGGCUGAAAAGCAGCCCUAGUGUCAACAGGAACACGACUGUUUAACCAGAUAGCAUACAUUAAGUUACUGAGCUAAAAUAUCAACAUAUUAUUUGCAGAUGCUCUGUUGCCUGGUGCAAUAAACCAACAUUAGCUUAUUUUAUUUACCUGAAUGGAAUGGCUGACUUUUUCUCAAUGAGUCCUUCUUGUAUAUUUCACUUAAAGUGUUAUUUUGUUUCACUACAGUAUUUUUACUUUAGUUAAUCUGUUGUACAUAUUUAAUAUAAACUGGGCUUCACAACUGUUCCACUUUCUUUAGCUCAGUUGAAAAUCUUUCAUGUGAAUUAUUUUAGACUACACAGGGCUUAGAAGACACGUAUUUCUCCUGAAUGCUUCUUUUUUCAGCGUCUCUCUUUCUAAAUGUGUGUUCUGUAAAUAGGCUGUUCAUAGAUUUCGCAAUAAGGGUAUUAUUUGUACAGAUUGAUGUAUCCCAUCACUUGAUUACUCUGCUGAUAUGGUAAAUAAAAAGGGAAGAGUAUGCUAUAAAAAGAUGUCACUGUACUUGCUGUAACCAAAACUUCACUUAGUAUUGUCGUUUUACACUCAAUAUGGAUACAUGAUGCUAAAGUAGACAGUGGUAGCUGGUGCUAAAUAGUUUGUCUAAUGUAAUGUCUAGUUGUUCAUGUGAGAUGUGUAUGAUAGAGAAUUAUUUAUGUCAUCAGUAGAUACCAUACUGCUAUGAAUUAGACGAUAUAGGGAGUUUGGCAACAAAAUGAAGCACAGCUGAUGUCCACCUAAAAAGAGAAAAGAUUGGUAAUGUUUAAAUAAAGAUCAGUUUGGAAAUUAUGUUUUAUGCCUUGAAAGAUUUGGUUUUGGUAAGCUGUCAAGAAGAUGUAGGCCUCGUGUUUAUUCUUGUUUAGUUUCCCAACUCUGUGUAAAAAGGUACUGUCAGUUUGUGCAGCUGUACGUUUCUGUUUUGAUAUGUAAAUAAAAGUAACCCUACACUCA
Messenger RNA from Trematomus bernacchii (emerald rockcod), 4276 nucleotides. It is a transcript of the gene smo, whose product is annotated as smoothened, frizzled class receptor. The transcript has 12 exons. Gene Ontology annotation, biological process: commissural neuron axon guidance; positive regulation of smoothened signaling pathway; central nervous system development. Gene Ontology annotation, cellular component: cilium; plasma membrane; dendrite. The record is from RefSeq and is a predicted model, not a curated record. Bases 1 to 2457 code for a protein of 818 amino acids. Lineage: Eukaryota; Metazoa; Chordata; Actinopteri; Perciformes; Nototheniidae. Gene Ontology annotation, molecular function: patched binding; transmembrane signaling receptor activity.